Camelina sativa (false flax) is the source of this 1428-nucleotide messenger RNA. Lineage: Eukaryota; Viridiplantae; Streptophyta; Magnoliopsida; Brassicales; Brassicaceae. The record is from RefSeq and is a predicted model, not a curated record.
CAAAUUAAAAAAUAUGUUUCCGGCCGGAAAAUUUUGUCUCGAUUCGACUUCUCUGAUCAAAAAUUUCAUAUUGUUGUUUUAUGUUUAUCAUAAUUCCCAUCUUAGAUCGAGUCAAUUAGUUUGAUCAGAGAAAUUACAAAAUCAGUGUUCGAAGAUGUCAACGGAGAGACGUGCUUCGUCUAAUCCGAUGACCAACGAAGAGAACGCUAUGUUUCUUGAUAUAUUGCAUGAAGCACCAUUGUUUGGUCANCCACCAAGAACCCUAAUAACCGACUGUUAUGCUAUUUUAGCUGUAGGAGCUCCUUGGAUAUUUCACCAAGUUCAGUACUUGACACCUUCUUUGCUCUGCUGCUGCGAUGUUGCGCUUUUGGUUGUCACAGGUAUCUUUCAACAAUAUUUUGUUUAUCAAGUCCACAAAAUACGUCUCCAGGGUUAUUACAGUUUCAGUCAAAAGUUAAAGCAUGUUGUACGUCUACCGUUUGCAAUCGCUGCAUAUGGGACUGCUGCGAUGCUUCUUGUGAUAGUAUGGAAGCCCCAUAUCCGUAUUCUUUCGAUUUCUUCUUUACAACGCAUCAUCAUGUUGGUUGAAGCAGUGUGCGCUGGCUUCUUCAUGGGUUUAUACAUCGGUUAUGUGCACCAAUACAAUUCCGUUAAUUCACGGCCAGAUGUCUUGAAGUCAUUAUAUUCUCCUCUUCAGCCGUCAAGUUCGAUGGAAGGUUUGAGGUAUUAUGAAGGCCGGCUUUCUGAUCAACAAAUGGCUUUGUUACAAUAUCAGCGUGAAAACCUCCAUUUUCUAAGCGAGGAGAUUCUGUGUUUGCAAGAGAAACUAAGCAAAUAUGAACAAUCUGAUGAUGGGAGCACACCUCAGGUUGAUCUGGCACAUCUUCUAGCUGCUCGAGAUCAAGAGCUGAGGACACUUUCAGCUGAGAUGAAUCAACUUCAGUCUGAGCUAAGGCUUGCUCGUUCUUUGAUAGCAGAGAGAGAUGCAGAGGUUCAGCGAGUCAGCAGUACCAACAAUCAGUAUAUUGAAGAAAACGAAAGGCUGAGGGCAAUUUUGAGUGAAUGGAGCAUGAGGGCAGCUAAUCUUGAGAGAGCUUUGGAAGUGGAGCGGAUGUCGAACUCAGAACUACAGAAGGAAGUAGCAGGCGAGCGUAGAAAGCAGAUGUAUGAGACUACAUCUGAGCAACCUUAAUUGUGAAAUGGAAAUCAAAAGCUAGGUCUUAACAUAUCUCAGGAGUUUGAUGGUGUAACUAAAAAAAUGUUGGAAUCUCUCUGUAAUGAAACAAGUUUGUAUAGGCUUUUUCUUUGUUCAUUUCUCCUUGGACGUAGCUUUGUUUCGGUUGUGAAGUAAAGUGAUUUGUAGCAGCAAAACAGCUCUUACUUGUAUAAAUUGUUACAUUGAUAAAAAUGAGAUCUUGGAUCAAAUGA